ACAAACACGCGCUCAUGUUUCCGCAUGCCGAUUAGAGCCCAGGAAGGAAGGAAGGAAGGAAAGAAGGAAGGAAGGCGACCCGGCGCGUCUUUGACAACACAAGUCUUCUUGCGCCUUGACCACCUUUAUUUACACUUUCUCACUGCGGCCCUCCUUUUUGUGGACUUAGCCCAGGAGCGAACCCCCCCUCCUCUCCGCGACAAUGUCGCAAAAGGAACGAGGAACCUUCUACGGCCAGGAGCUCAGCAAGACUCUGUGGGAGGUCCCGGAGCGGUACCAGAACCUUUCUGCUGUCGGCAUUGGUGCCUUUGGUUCCGUCUGUUCAGCCUUUGACGUGAAGACGGGCCUGAAGGUGGCAGUGAAGAAGUUGUCCAGACCCUUCCAGUCCGUCAUCCACGCCAAGAGAACCUACAGAGAGCUGCGGCUGCUGAAACACAUGAAGCACGAGAAUGUGAUCGGUCUGUUGGAUGUUUUCACACCAGCGACUAGCUUGGAGGAGUUCAGUGAUGUAUACUUGGUGACACAUUUAAUGGGAGCAGACCUCAACAACAUUGUCAAGUGUCAGAAGCUGACAGAUGACCACGUCCAAUUCCUCAUCUACCAGAUUCUCCGAGGUCUAAAGUACAUCCAUUCUGCAGACAUCAUCCACAGAGACUUAAAACCCAGUAAUCUGGCAGUAAAUGAAGACUGUGAGCUGAAGAUCCUGGACUUUGGUUUGGCUCGACACACAGAUGAUGAAAUGACCGGCUACGUGGCCACUCGAUGGUACCGAGCCCCAGAGAUCAUGCUGAACUGGAUGCACUACAACAUGACAGUGGACAUCUGGUCGGUGGGCUGCAUCAUGGCCGAACUACUCACCGGACGGACGCUAUUCCCCGGCACAGACCAUAUAAACCAGCUGCAGCAGAUCAUGCGUCUAACGGGAACUCCUCCGGCCUCGCUCAUCAGCAGAAUGCCCAGUCAUGAGGCAAGGAGUUAUAUCAACUCCAUUCCUCAUAUGCCCAAGAGAAACUUUGCGGAUGUGUUCAUUGGUGCAAACCCUCUUGCUGUGGACCUGCUGGAGAAGAUGCUGGUGCUGGACACAGACAAGCGGAUCACAGCCUCCCAGGCGCUGGCUCACCCUUACUUUGCUCAGUACCACGAUCCGGACGACGAGCCCGAAGCAGAGCCUUAUGACCAGAGUUUCGAAAGCCGCGAGCUGGAAAUCGAGGAGUGGAAGAGGUUAACUUUGGAGGAGGUUGUCAGCUUUGAGCCGCCACCGUUGGACAGGGAGGAGAUGGAAUCGUGACACCCUUCUUCAAGUGCCUGCCAAGUUUGCAUUUUUUUCUUUGUGUGACGUUGAUGUCCCAAAAUGGAUUUGAGCAAGGGAUUCAAAUGCAUCUCGUGUAAGAGGAAGAAUGGGGGAGGUUGAUCGUAUUUCAAUGCAGUCUGCUGAACAUGCAGAGCAAAGUUGGAAUUGCCACAAAACACAUUUGAAGGUAUUCAACACUACUGUGGAUAGUGCACACCCCCUAUUCACGUUUCAUGUGUCAGGUAGACCGUGACCAAUGUGGCCGUAUGGAACACUUGACUACUGAGCAGUGACUAAAUCAUCAAGCAUUUGAAAUGUGGAAUCACUUUGACAUUAUUCUGGCGUACAGGGAACCACCAUAAAGGUAUAGACCAGGGGUGUCCA
This is a messenger RNA of Nerophis lumbriciformis (worm pipefish), 1675 nucleotides long. RefSeq names its product mitogen-activated protein kinase 14b (gene mapk14b). Gene Ontology annotation, biological process: protein phosphorylation. Gene Ontology annotation, molecular function: ATP binding; MAP kinase activity. NCBI's taxonomy places the organism in Eukaryota, Metazoa, Chordata, Actinopteri, Syngnathiformes, Syngnathidae. The record is from RefSeq and is a predicted model, not a curated record.